AUGGUGCCACAGGAGUAUGUAGUCCGUGCUCAGCCCCCGGUCCUGUGUCCAGGGUAUGCCAUCCUGCAGGCCAUCAUGGAGAAGGCGGGGCAGAACAACUGGCAGGUGAGCGCCAUCUGUGUGGAGAACUUCAAUGACGCCAACUAUCGGCGGCUGCUGGAGGACCUGGACCGGCGCCAGGAGAAGAAGUUUGUCAUGGACCUGGAGGCCGAGCGGCUGUCCAACAUGCUGGAGCAGAUCGUCAGCGUGGGAAAACAUGUGAAAGGAUACCACUACAUCAUGGCCAAUCUGGGCUUUAAGGACAUCAACCUGGAGCGCUUCAUGCACGGCGGGGCCAACGUGACGGGGUUCCAGCUGGUGGACUUCAGUAACCCCAUGGUCAUCAAGCUCAUGCAGCGCUGGAACAAGCUGGACCAGAGGGAGUACCCCGGCUCCGACACCCCGCCCAAGUACACGUCUGCCCUGACCUACGAUGGUGUGAUGGUGAUGGCUGAGGCCUUCAGGGCUCUGCGCAGACAGAAGGUGGACAUCUCCAGACGAGGAAACGCAGGAGACUGUCUCGCUAACCCUGCAGCGCCCUGGAACCAAGGCCUGGACAUGGAGAGGACCCUCAAGCAGGUGCGGUUGCAGGGACUCACAGGUAAUGUCCAGUUCGAUCAUUACGGCCGACGAGUCAACUACACCAUGGACGUGUUUGAGCUGAAGAGCAACGGACCAAGACGGAUCGGAUACUGGAGCGACUCGGACAAACUGGUUCUGAUCCAGGACUCUCCCCUUCUGCCCAACGACACCUCAGGGAUGGAGAACCGCACUGUGGUGGUCACUACUAUCAUGGAGGGGCCGUACGUCAUGCUGAAGAAGAACUGGGAGAUGUACGAGGGGAACGACCAGUACGAGGGCUACUGCGUGGACCUGGCCUCGGAGAUCGCCAAACACAUCGGCAUCAAGUACAAGAUCUCCAUCGUCCCGGACGGAAAGUACGGCGCCCGGGACCCGGAGACCAAGAUCUGGAACGGCAUGGUCGGGGAGCUGGUGUACGGGAAAGCGGAAAUCGCUGUGGCCCCUUUAACCAUCACGCUGGUCCGGGAGGAGGUGAUCGACUUCUCGAAGCCCUUCAUGUCUCUGGGCAUUUCUAUCAUGAUCAAAAAGCCGCAGAAGUCCAAACCUGGCGUCUUCUCCUUUCUGGACCCGCUGGCCUACGAGAUCUGGAUGUGCAUCGUGUUCGCCUACAUCGGCGUGAGCGUGGUGCUCUUCCUGGUCAGCCGCUUCAGCCCGUACGAGUGGCACACCGAGGAGCCCGAGGAGGGCACCGACGGUCCGCCCAGCGACCAGCCCCCCAAUGAGUUCGGGAUCUUCAACUCGCUCUGGUUCUCCCUGGGCGCCUUCAUGCAGCAGGGCUGUGACAUCUCUCCCAGGUCCCUGUCCGGGCGUAUCGUGGGCGGGGUGUGGUGGUUCUUCACCCUCAUCAUCAUCUCGUCGUACACGGCUAACCUCGCUGCCUUCCUCACUGUGGAGCGGAUGGUGUCUCCCAUCGAGAGCGCCGAGGACCUCGCCAAACAGACCGACAUCGCCUACGGGACCCUGGACUCCGGAUCCACCAAGGAGUUCUUCAGGCGCUCAAAGAUUGCGGUCUACGAGAAGAUGUGGGGCUACAUGAAGUCUGCGGAGCCCACUGUCUUCACCAAAACCACGGCCGAGGGCGUGGCUCGGGUCCGCAAGUCCAAGGGCAAGUACGCCUUCCUGCUGGAGUCCACCAUGAACGAGUACACGGAGCAGAGGAAGCCCUGCGACACCAUGAAAGUGGGCGGGAACCUGGACUCCAAAGGCUACGGCGUGGCCACUCCCAAGGGCUCGCAGCUCGGAAGUGCGGUGAACCUGGCGGUGCUGAAGCUGAACGAACAGGGUCUGCUGGACAAACUGAAGAACAAGUGGUGGUACGACAAAGGAGAGUGCGGCAGCGGGGGCGGCGGCGAGAAGGACAAGUCGUCGCAGGCCCUGAGUCUGUCCAACGUGGCGGGGGUCUUCUACAUCCUGGUGGGGGGUCUGGGGCUGGCUAUGCUCGUGGCCCUCAUCGAGUUCUGCUACAAGUCCAGGAACGAAGCCAAGAGAAUGAAGCUCACCUUUACUGAGGCCAUGCGGAACAAAGCCCGUCUGUCAAUCACCGGCAGCGUGGGCGAGAACGGCCGCGUGCUGACCCCAGACUGCCCCAAAGCCGUGCACGCCGGGCCCCUCCGCCAGAGCUCCGGUCUCGCCCUGGUCUCCUCUGAGAUGCCCUGA
This is a messenger RNA of Knipowitschia caucasica, 2277 nucleotides long. NCBI's taxonomy places the organism in Eukaryota, Metazoa, Chordata, Actinopteri, Gobiiformes, Gobiidae. The record is from the annotation of a GenBank genome assembly.